Molecule: messenger RNA, 1062 nt
Organism: Cyphellophora attinorum
Lineage: Eukaryota; Fungi; Ascomycota; Eurotiomycetes; Chaetothyriales; Cyphellophoraceae
Product: Enoyl LovC
Exons: 1
Coding region: 1-1062 (353 amino acids)
Molecular function (GO): oxidoreductase activity, acting on NAD(P)H
Source: RefSeq, a predicted model, not a curated record
AUGUCGUUACAGCAGAGAACGCAGCGAGCUCUGCUUGUCAAAGACGUGGGCAAGCCCGUUGUCCAUGUAAAUGAUUGGCCCAUUCCACAGCCGGGCAAAGACCAAGUUCAGAUCCGAGUGUCGAUCGCAGGUGUCAACCCUCACGUCCAGAAAGCUCGAGACUGGGGUCUCUUCAUCAAGGAGAACUUACCAGCCGUUGUGACUAACGACGUCGUCGGAAAGGUCACGGCGCUUGGCGAAGGUGUCACCAAGUACUCCAUUGGAGAUCGGGUGGUUACUCACGCCAGUUUCAGACCCCCGUGGGUGCAAGGUGGACUACAACAGUAUGCUAUCGUUGACGUAGAGCAUAGUGCGAAGGUACCAGACAGCAUCACAGACGACGAAGCUGCAACGUUGCCUACCAACGUUAUGGCACCGCUGAUCUCGAUAUUCGAUCCUUCAUACCUGGGCAUCCCAGCGCCUUGGACCUCUCAGGCCUCAAGCUUCGAUUACAAGGGUACAACGCUGUUGGUGCUUGGCGGAGGUGGAAAUUGCGGCAAGUUUGGCGUUCAGCUUGCUGCACUCGCCGGAAUCGGGCGUAUCGUCGUAGUUGGUGGCGACGACCAUGAGCUCAAGUCAUUGGGAGCCACCCAUGUCAUUGAUCGCCACCGCUCACCAGACCAUGUUACGUCUGAGAUCCGUGAUAUCGUCGGCGACGGGUUGCUCUACGCAUAUGAUGCAGCAAACAUGCCUGCAACGCAACAUAUCGGUGUCAAUGCCUUGUCAAACACGCAGAGAGGCAAAUUUGCACGCCUUAUGCCGAUUGGACCCAUUGAUGAGGCCAAGAUCAGCCCGAAGCAGAAUGGCUUUCAGCUCUUCGAUGUGCAUGGUGUUAGCCACAACAAACCUGAAACAGCUGUACCCUUCUGGACGCGUUUGCCGGACUUUCUGGAGGAGAAAAAGAUUCGGCCGACAGAGUACACCGUACUCUCUGGACUGACAGCGGAGAACAUAAAUCAAGUGCUGGACGCAUAUCGCAGCAACCAGAAAGUCGUCAAGACAAAUGUUCAUGUGGAAGAAUGA